GUGGCAGCAAAGUAAAGUCUGAAGCCAUGGAAGAGGUUGACCCACCACCAGUCCUCGAAGUUCCUGCUAUCUACAUCAAGGAGGAACCUGAGAAUGAAACUGAAGAAGUAUACAUCAAAGAGGAACCAUUCUUAGAUGGAAAUAAAGCCUCUUCAAAUCAACAUCUUCCUGGUGUACCAUGCAAGACUGAAGCAAAAGUUGAGACUCACGACGCCCAUCCAAACUCCUCACAAAACACUUCUGCUUUGUUGUUGAAUCAGUUUGGCGAAGGUGGGUCAGCAUUUAACCCAUCAGGAGACGCUGCUGGCGACACUGGCAUCUCUGGGGCGUCCAACUCCAAGCAAAACAUAGAAAAAUCGUUCAAACAUUCAGCAGAAAAAUCUUUGCAGUGCUCCAAGUGUGAUUAUGCUUGCACCACAAAAAGGAACUUGAAAAUUCAUUUGCUCUCAAAGCAUUCAGAAGUAAAACCUUAUCAGUGCUCUGAGUGUGAUUAUGCUUGUAUGAAGAAUUACCUCAUGAAAAGACAUUUUCUUUGGAAGCAUUCUACUGAAAAACCUUUUCA
This is a messenger RNA of Hyalella azteca, 562 nucleotides long. Its product is annotated as transcriptional repressor CTCFL-like. Gene Ontology annotation, cellular component: nucleus. The record is from RefSeq and is a predicted model, not a curated record. The transcript has 4 exons. Gene Ontology annotation, biological process: regulation of transcription by RNA polymerase II. Lineage: Eukaryota; Metazoa; Arthropoda; Malacostraca; Amphipoda; Hyalellidae. Gene Ontology annotation, molecular function: RNA polymerase II transcription regulatory region sequence-specific DNA binding; DNA-binding transcription factor activity, RNA polymerase II-specific. The annotation marks the transcript as partial.